Molecule: messenger RNA, 4809 nt
Organism: Diaporthe batatas
Lineage: Eukaryota; Fungi; Ascomycota; Sordariomycetes; Diaporthales; Diaporthaceae
Exons: 3
Coding region: 265-4761 (1498 amino acids)
Cellular component (GO): endoplasmic reticulum
Molecular function (GO): UDP-glucose:glycoprotein glucosyltransferase activity
Source: RefSeq, a predicted model, not a curated record
CUAAGUACAAUUCCAAGACAACUUCCAGAAGACCAGCUUACCUUCAGCCUAGCGCUGUACUUGUUAUCCUUUGUCGUUGCUGCAUUUACAAAACCAGACGACCUGCCAUAUUCCCGGGGCAAUGGGAGAAUAGUGGAGCUUGUUAAUAGGCAGCCCCAGGCUUAUUGACUACCACAACUGCUGCUACGUACUGGCUUCUCUCGAGCACACCCUCCGAACGGACUGCGCCGUGUAAGGCUGCUUCAGCCAACAGCACACCACACGAUGAUACGACUCUCCCAGCUGCCAGGGAGCCUUCUGGCGUCCCUGCUGGCAGCAACUCUCUUCAAAGCCCAGCCGACAUGCGCCGCGCCGUCUGUCGAGAUCGCCAUGAAGGCUGCAUUUCCCUCGCCUCCGUAUAUGAUAGAGCUGCUCGAGACUGCCGCCCAGGAGAAUGCGUCAAGCUACUUCCCCCUUCUCGACCGUAUCGCAGACGGCUACUUCUCCGAACUCAAAACCGACGCAGAAUUGUACGCGAGCUUCCUCUCCGUCCUCCAGGAGGAUGGUUUCAUUACCACCGACGAGGACCUGUCCAUCUUGAAGCUGGCCUUGUCGACAAGGUCGGCCGUCCCGCGGAUCGAAGCACAUUACCAGUACUACCAGACAGGCGUCGAGCCAACGCUACAGGGGGACCAAGCUGGAUGUGAUGCUUGGGCAAUAUGGGAGGGCCAGCAACAUUGUAUACCCAGCCUGGACGCCGGCCAGGCCCGCGGCGAUGUCUCAGAACGACAGGACCGAGAUCUGCCUUUCGACCGCUCUCUUGGUGAUGGCCCUAGCUGUAUUCUGUACGCCGACAUCACCUCGCCACGAUUUGCGCCGUUCCACAAGGUGCUGUCAGAGAAGGCACUGAACCGAGAGUGCACUUACAAGCUCCGCCACCGGAGGCUGUCCUACGAGGAUCUCGAGCCGCUACCCGUCAGUGGCUAUGGUGUUGCCCUCCAGCUGAAGAGGACCGACUACAUUGUCAUCGACGACCGCAAGGCAGAGGAGGAUGCGUCGCAGAAGGUCAUGGCAUCCGAAGUCGUCCUCGACCAGGAGGAAGAGGUUACUGACCUCAAGCCACUGUCCACGUCGGAGCUGUCCUCCCUUGCUCUGAAGGCAUCGUCUUUCAUCAUGCAGAGCGAGGACCCCUUUAGCACAUUGCUUAAGUUGACCCAGGACUUCCCAAAGCAUUCCAGCUCACUUGCCGCCCAUAAUGUCUCGGAUGAGUUCUACAACGAGCACAAGGGCAACCGGGCCGAGCUGGUCCCCGCCGGGACCAACGUGCUGUGGAUGAAUGGCGUCCAGCUCGUUGAAAGACAGAUGGAUGCCUUUACUCUGGUGGACUUGUUGAGGAGCGAGCGGAAGCUCAUCAACGGCGUCACCGACCUGGGCUUGACCGGGGAGGAGGCCAUUGACCUUCUCACCCACCAGUCCGUGGCUGCUGCCAAGGCAACCGACGAUGUUCAGAGGUUUGUCUGGCAUGAUGGGCCCGAGGAUGGCAAGGUCAUUGUAUACUUGAACAACGUCGAGAAGGACAAGCGAUAUGAGGGCUUCCCCAAGCACCUGAUGAGUCUUCUCCAAGGGGGCGGCAUGCCGGGCCAAUUGCCUCAAAUUCGCCGUGACAUCUUCAACGUGGUCUUCCCCCUGGAUCUCACCAACGAAGAAGACGUUGCUUUGGUGACAAAGCAACUCCAGGAGUUCGUCAAGCGGAAGCUUCCUGUCAGGUUCGCGAUUGUUCCUCUGGCUUCCACCGAUGCCUCCGAGCGCCAGGCCAGGAUAGUCUAUAACUUGGUUGAGACAUACGGCCUCGGCGCGAUGAUGGCAUACCUUCAGACUGCCAUUGAAGACAAGAAGACUGCAGAUGCGGACAAGGCAACCUUCGAGACGGCAGUCACUAACAGGACAUUGCGUGAAGAUGCCACCGCCUUGUCAUUUGAAGACGUGCUGGCAUCUGAGCACCACGCAGAGCAAAUUCGUCUUUCCGAGGUUUGGGCUGAUCGAUUGCGUGCACAUGGUCCUACCCCUGUCUUCUUCGUCGACGGCCUUCCCAUGCCCCGUCAAGGCAACUGGGUGCAACCUAUGAGCCAGGCAAUUGGAAUGGAUCUGCAGAUGCUUCGCCAGGCCCUCUUCUAUGGUGAAGUCGACGAAGACAUGUGGAUUCCCGACUACUUCCUGCAGAAUGCCGCCAAGCGUCGCAACACUGUCAUUUUCUCGAACGAUCCAAAGGACCUGAAGGUGCUGGAUGUCAACAAGCUGCACUCGGAGCAUGCAGACCUGUUUGAGAUAAUUCCGGUGCUCGAGUCUUACCCGGACUCUACCAAGGAGAACUGGGCAGUGCUGACACUGGUUCUUGACCUCACCAAUCCUGAAGGCGUCAAGCUCGCUGCCUCGGCUUUGCAGUUCCGAUCCAACAACCCUGGCAUCCGUCUCGAUAUUAUUCACAACCCCGUGGAGUCAGAGGAGGCGCACAAGAUCAACUCUGCGCUCAAGGCCAGCCAGUCGGACCUCGCAGCCGCGGAUUCUGAGGAACUGCUCAAGCUCAUCAUCGACGCCAGCGAGGGCUUAACGGAGGUCAAUGACCUCUAUGACUCUGCUUUACGCCGUUUCCUGGUGACCGCGGCUAUCCGACCCGGACAGAACAUGCUCAUCCUCAACGGCCGCAUUGUCGGGCCUGUCGAGUCAGCAGCAGACUUCAAUGCAGAUGAUUAUCAGCUCUUCUUGGACAUCGAACAGAAGGCAAGGAUACUGCCAGUCUAUAAUGCGGUCGAGGAUCUUGGUCUUGCGGAGAAGGUCUCCGGCCCUCUGGCAGCUGCCAAGGUCACUUCAAUCACUGCGCUGUCUACCAUGCCAGACUUGCCCGAGGGUAUUUUCGAGUCUGGCUCUCCGCUCAGGAUCUCUGCAUUCAACGUCUGGAACUCCACACAUACUGCGUUCGAGAUUGGUGACAAGUCAAAGGCCACGAUUCAGCUCGUGGCCGUCAUCAACCCUGCUAGUGAGCAGGGUCAAAGAUGGGUACCAAUCCUAAAAGUUCUCUCUGAGCUCUCGGGGGUUUAUCUCAAGGUUUUCAUCAAUCCUAAGGAAAAGCUGGAAGAGCUUCCGGUGAAGCGAUUCUACAGAUAUGUUCUUGACCAUGCUCCUGUCUUUGAUGAGUCAGGGAAGGUCAAAUCUCCCGCCGCAGAGUUCAAGAGCCUGCCCUCCGAAGCAUUGCUGAACGUUGCCAUGGACGUGCCUCCUGCGUGGCUCGUAGCUGCCAAGGAAUCUGUACAUGAUCUGGACAAUCUCAAGCUCAGCUCAAUCAAGAGCGAUAUCGAAGUUGUUUACGAGCUCGAAAACAUUCUCAUCGAAGGUCACUCCAGGGAGUCCACGGGAGCUCUUCCGCGCGGCGCCCAGCUGGCGCUCAGCACCGAGAAGGACGCCAAGGUAGCAGACACCAUUGUCAUGUUCAAUCUUGGAUAUUUCCAAUUCAAGGCCAACCCAGGCUUCUACAACAUCCAGUUGAAGGAAGGGCGCAGCUCUGAUAUCUACUACAUCGAGAGUGUCGGUGCCAAGGGCUACAGUCCUGUGCCGGGUGACGAGGGAACCGAGACCGCAUUGAUGAACUUCAUGGGUACCACGCUCUACCCGCGCAUCAACCGAAAGCCCGGGAUGGAGGAAGCUGACGUGCUCGAAGAGACUGAUGGAGGCGGUGUCUUCAACGCCGUGUCUAAGGGGCUCAAGUUCGGCAAGGACCUAUUUGGCGUCAAGACUAAGUCUGCCUCGGACGAAGAGCACGCCGAGAUCAACAUCUUCUCAGUCGCCAGUGGGCAUCUGUACGAGCGCAUGCUGAACAUCAUGAUGCUCAGCGUCAUGAAGAACACGAAACACUCGGUCAAGUUCUGGUUCAUCGAGCAAUUCCUCUCCCCGGCAUUCAAGGACUUCCUCCCCUUCAUGGCCGAGGAGUACGGCUUCAAGUACGAGAUGGUGACCUACAAGUGGCCCCACUGGCUCCGCCAGCAAAAGGAGAAGCAGCGCGAAAUCUGGGGCUACAAGAUCCUCUUCCUUGACGUUCUCUUCCCACUGUCCCUGGACAAGGUGAUCUUUGUGGACGCCGACCAGAUCGUCCGCACGGACAUGUACAAUCUGGUGCAGCACGACCUCGAGGGCGCCGUGUACGGGUUCACGCCCAUGUGCGAUUCCCGUACCGAGAUGGAAGGCUUCCGCUUCUGGAAGCAGGGGUACUGGGCAAACUACCUCCGCGGCCAGCCAUACCACAUCUCGGCGCUAUACGUGGUCGACCUCCGCCGCUUCAGGGAGCUGGCGGCCGGAGACAGGCUCCGCCAGACGUACCACACGCUCUCGGCGGACCCCAACUCGCUGUCCAACCUCGACCAGGACCUGCCCAACCACAUGCAGUUCCAGAUCCCCAUCCACAGCCUGCCUCAGGAGUGGCUUUGGUGCGAGACGUGGUGCAGCGACGAGACCUUCGCCGAGGCCAAAACGAUUGAUCUGUGCAACAACCCGCAGACAAAGGAGCCUAAGCUCGACAGGGCCAGGAGGCAGGUGCCUGAGUGGACGCCGUAUGACGAGGAGAUUGCGGCGCUGGACCGCAGGAGGAAGGGCAUCGCGGACGGGGAGAAGGAGAAGGUCUUUAGGGGCGAUGGGGAGGAGCUCAAGGAGCCUCAGGAGGAGAAGAAUUCCAAGAGUAGGGCCUUUGAAGGGGAGGAUCCUGAGGCUACGCCACAUGUGAAGGAUGAGUUGUAAGAUGGAGCGCUUUUAUAGAAACAAAUAGAGUAUCAAAUGAUUGUUUCG